Saxophila tyrrhenica is the source of this 1947-nucleotide messenger RNA. RefSeq lists its product as uncharacterized. Gene Ontology annotation, cellular component: plasma membrane; cytoplasm; cytosol. Gene Ontology annotation, biological process: ubiquitin-dependent endocytosis. Gene Ontology annotation, molecular function: protein-macromolecule adaptor activity; ubiquitin protein ligase binding. The transcript has a single exon. NCBI's taxonomy places the organism in Eukaryota, Fungi, Ascomycota, Dothideomycetes, Mycosphaerellales, Extremaceae. The coding region runs from base 1 to 1947 and encodes 648 amino acids. The record is from RefSeq and is a predicted model, not a curated record.
AUGGUGCCCACGCCGAGAACGAAUGGCUAUAGCUCGCGAGUGAAGCCUACGCUCGAGAUCAUCCCUUCUUCCCGCUUCAUCGUCUUCAACGGCAGCGAGCAUGAGGCCACCCCCGUCAAGCUCGAAGGCGUCGUCCGCCUCACCACGCCCGAGCCGACCAGCAUCCUCAAGCCCAAGGUGCGGUUAGAGGGCAAACGCAAGAUCAGCUGGUACUACAUGGGCGGCAUUGGUGCGGGCGAGGUGACGGACAAACGCACGUUCUGGAGUCAAGAGCAACGGCUGGGUAAUCUGGAGAGCUCGCAUAAGGUGAAAGCGGGAACCAUAGAAUGGCCGUUUGAAUUCGAGCUGUCUCCCACGAUGCCCGAGAGCGUGGAGGGGUUGCGGGAGACGUAUAUCGCAUACCACCUCAGCGCGAGCGUGUCGAGACCGGGUUGGAAUGCAAAGGACAUCGUUGCGCAGGAGCACAUACGGAUUGUGCGGACGCUGGGGCAGGACUCGAUGGAGAUGACGCGGUCGCGGGUGAAUGCGGAUAUCUGGGCGAACAAGAUUGCGUACAGUAUCUCGAUACCGACAGAUGCGAUAGUGUUCGGGACAUCGAUUACGGCGGACGUGGAGCUGUCGCCGAUCAAGAAGGGGUUGGUGCUGGGGAAGGUGGAGUUGCGGUUGCUGGAGACGGUGGUGAAGCGGAUACAGGCGAGCGAGGUGCCCGGGGAUCGAGACCGGAGUAAGAGUGACGAGACGGAGGUCGCGAAGACGGACUUGGAGUUCCCGGAGCAGUCGAGGGUGAUGUACGACGACGAGACGGUGGACAACCCGACCAUGGCCGACGAGAUGUACAAGUUCAAGGUCACGCUGCCAUUACCGCGAUCGUUGAACACCUGCCGGCAGGACGUGGACUCCCAUCAGAUCAACGUCACGCACCGGUUUAAGCUCAUGGUGAAUAUCCAUAACCCCGAGGGACACAUAUCGCAGCUGGUCUGUCGAUUACCGGUCAAGCUCUUUAUUUCGCCUAAUCUACCGGUGGACGAGUCGAAUAAUGUGUGCGCGGUGGUUAAUGGCAUGUCGGACGAGGUGCUGAACAACACCGAGACGACUGUCACUGCGCCGCCUGAGUACGGACGACAUCAGCUCGAUCAGCUGUUUAGUGACAUGGACCCGAUCAAUCUGGCGAGUCGAGCGCCUAGUAUGCCUGGCUCGCCUUCUGGACUCGGCGCGCAGAGUAGACGAGGGUCGCAGGACGGCAUGCCUUCACUGAAUGGCGUAGCGAACGAGCUCGCAGAAAGCUUACCCAACGGCAACAGCGUAGAUGAGCACGGCAGCGCGAGUCCAUCAAUCCUCCACUCCCGUCUAGCAGACCUACAACAACGAGGCAUAUCCGUAGCCGGACGGUCAAACAACAACAGCCCCUCAGGCGGCAACUCACCCACACCCGGCAUGAACGACCUCCCCGAUAUACCGCGAUCGAUCCCUUCCUCCUUACCCACAUCAUCAUACAUCAACACCUCCGCCUCCCGCCACUCCCCGCAAACCAGCGCGCCCAUCUCCCGCCGCGUCUCCAACGAAGAAACCAACCCCACCAACAACAACAACAACAACACCACCACCGACGUCACCCAAAGCGACUACGACAUGGCCUCCCUCGCCCGCGUCCCCUCCUACGGCGCCGCGCUGCGCAUGCCCUCAGGCGCUCUCACACCCUUCACCGACGGCCCGCCCACCUACGUCGAAGCUACCUCGCGCCCAGCGAGUCCAGGGAUCCAGAGACCCGGGCUCGCGCACGUACGACAUGGAGGCGACACGCCACGGAGCGCGAGUAGUUCCGGCACAUCGACGGGCGCGAGUUUGGGAGCGGGAGGCAUGCCGGCGCCGGCACAUCAUCGGACGGCGAGUAGGGCGGCGGAGGACGAUGCGAGGGCGAGAUUGCGCAUGCUGCGGGCGAGGACUUAG